AUGUUCAAGACAUCUAAUCAUUUACCUGAAAUAGACAAGAACAGUUUUAGAGACUAAAAAUAAAUACAAGAGUUGAAAAAGAAAUUAGAUGAAUAAAAGGAAACCUUAAAAGAACUUGUUUAUUUAGUUAAAGAAUCCAAAACAGAAUCUUAUAAACCCAAAUUAAAUAAUCAGUUCAGAUUAACUAAUUAAAAUUAAAUUACUUUAGAACUUUUAGAAGAAGUGAAAACUCUAAGGAGAUAAAUAAAUAAUAUUGAAUCUGGGCCAAAAAGUAAUCAAAUUUAAAAUCCCAUUAUAAUACCUCAAUAUCUACCUACUCCUCAAUAACCUUAAAUAUAGUCAAUGAUGCCUCCUUAUAUGUAUAUGAAUCCUUAUUUUAACAUGCCUUAAAAUUUGAUGUACUAGCAAUCUAAGAAUCAAGCACCAAAAAAGAAGGUUGAUCCUUACAAAAAGUUAGUUCUAAAGAUAUUAUAAAACGGAGAGAGAGAGAAUUAUCAUAGAAGAGACUCUACUUAUAGUGAUUAUUCAGAUGAUUAUAAAGAUAGGCCUAAUUCUAAACAGAAUAGACAUCAUUCACAUUCACAGAGGAAUAGACGUAAAGAUUAAGGUCGUGAUUUGUCAUAUUAAAAUAAAACAAGUAAAGGAUCUCUACAUGAUAGUUAUGUGAGCAAAUUAACUAGAUCUUCUGUGAAAAUUAAAAAAAAUAAACCUAAGUAAUUUACAGAUCAAGAAAAAUUAAAUUUGAGAAGAAAAUUAUGUGGAGUUUUUUGGUUCAUUAGAAUUGGGUUGGUUUUAAAAAAAUACUUAAGACAAGUUUGGUUGAAUCGAAGACAAUAAUAUUACGAAAAUGAGGCUUAAUAGUUAAUAGACAAAUUUGAUCAUGAAUUUGUAAUUGAAUAAUUAGAUUUAGAUAGAACCAUAAAGAAGUUUUCAUAUUGUUUGUUGUUGAAUGUAAUAAGAAUAGAUAUUUUACUAAAAACUGGAAUAUCUUUGACAAUAAAGACGUUGAAUUAAAAUCCAAAAUAGUUUUUUAAAUUCUUACAAUUUUGUUGAAAAAGUUGUCCUUUUUAACAAAAAACUCCUUAAGUGAUGAACAUAAAUAAUUUAUAAAGAAAAUUUCAUCAUAAGGAGGAUUCUUAUUGCCUGGACAUCCAAAGUUUGUAAGUGAUCGAGUAUAUUUAAGGCCAAAUGUUACAAUAGGGUAAAAUUUAAAUGUAUUUAGAGAUAAAUAAAUGCUGAAGUAAGCAAAAUGAUUUAAAUGGAUUAUAUUUAUAUCUAAGUAAUAGUGCAAAGAGUUCUAUUAAUUCAUGAAUGGUAUUCAUAAUUCAUAAAGAUCCCUAACCAUAAAGAGGCUAUAAAAAUAUUAGUGUCAGUGUUACAUUAAUUAUUUAUUGAUUAAUUUAGCAAUCUUAAAGUGUAUGAGAAUAGUGAUGCUAUUUAUAAUGUAAUUUUAAUUAUUACUCCAAAAAGAAAUAGCAAGUUGUUUUUUGUGAUUUUACAUAGUUCAAUUAUGUCGAUGUUGCAAUUACGAUAGAUGAUAAACAUUAGAGAUAUGAAAUGACAACUAAUUGUUGUAUUCUUGGUUUGGCUACUAAGGAAUAAAUGCAAUAAUUAUAUGAUUAACCAGGCUAUAAAGAAAUAUAAUCAAUGUUUAAAGAUUAUUGUGAUUAUUUUUAUUCAUAAAUUAACUUUUGA
Paramecium sonneborni is the source of this 1695-nucleotide messenger RNA. The record is from the annotation of a GenBank genome assembly. NCBI's taxonomy places the organism in Eukaryota, Ciliophora, Oligohymenophorea, Peniculida, Parameciidae.